This is a messenger RNA of Morone saxatilis (striped sea-bass), 2324 nucleotides long. It is a transcript of the gene gnai2b, whose product is annotated as guanine nucleotide binding protein (G protein), alpha inhibiting activity polypeptide 2b. The coding region runs from base 729 to 1796 and encodes 355 amino acids. Gene Ontology annotation, biological process: gamma-aminobutyric acid signaling pathway; adenylate cyclase-modulating G protein-coupled receptor signaling pathway. Gene Ontology annotation, cellular component: heterotrimeric G-protein complex. The record is from RefSeq and is a predicted model, not a curated record. The transcript has 9 exons. NCBI's taxonomy places the organism in Eukaryota, Metazoa, Chordata, Actinopteri, Moronidae. Gene Ontology annotation, molecular function: GTPase activity; G protein-coupled receptor binding; GTP binding.
CCGCAUCUUUGCAAAGACAACCCUGCUGCUGCAUAGCUGAGUCACUGAGACCAGCUCGGGCUGCUAACGUGUGUGUUUGACGUCUGAGGGGCUGCAUCCAUGAGAAAUGCAGAGGAAUGAUGCUGGCACAGCGCCCACUGCAGUCUGCACACCGCACUCCUCAAAUCACGCCUCGCUGGCUCCCACUCUAAUUGGUUCCACGCAGGCUCCGGCGGAGAGCUCACCUGUUUUAAUUGGACUAUCGCGACAAGUCGUCUGAGUGACGUCGAUGCCCACUUUCCCCAGUUGUCGUAGGAAUAUCUGAGGAUAUCCGACGAGACUAAUUGGGCACCGACGGAGACCGCAGCAGGACCGACGGACGCGCUGCUCAGCAGGCCGACAACACGAGAGACACUGAGAGUCUGCAGCCUGUGGAUGGACGCAGGACAGAGGACAGUGAGCGCUCUCGACAUGGACCAGCGGUAACAGCCUGACAUUAUUAAACCAAAUGCUGUAGGAGUUCAUCUGCUUCAUCUCUGAGCUCCUAGUUGACAAGGAGAGCGGGGGACAUUGACUUUUUACGCGUGGGUAAAAACUCUGCAAUCGGCUAUUUUGCUCUCUAGACGCCAGUGCUGGACACAGGAGUUGCCCCGUCCUUAUUCUCGGCAUCGGCUGGCACGCUGAGACCAUCAGCACUGAAGCCCUCUGUUUUUUGCGCAAGCGGUCGGUGCGCCCCUGCGUUUGGAGCCAUGGGUUGUACGGUGAGCGCCGAGGAUAAGGCGGCCGCGGAGAGGUCAAAGAUGAUUGACAAAAACCUCCGAGAGGACGGAGAGAAGGCUGCCAGAGAAGUGAAACUGCUUCUGUUGGGUGCUGGGGAGUCUGGGAAGAGCACCAUUGUAAAGCAGAUGAAGAUCAUCCAUGAAGAUGGCUACUCAGAAGAUGAGUGUAAGCAGUACCGAGCAGUGGUUUAUAGUAAUACCAUCCAGUCUAUUAUGGCCAUUGUUAAAGCCAUGGCCAGUCUCAAGAUAGACUACAGCAACCCUUCCAGAGUGGACGAUGCCCAGCAGCUCUUUGCCCUGUCUGCAGCUGCUGAAGAACAGGGCAUCUUUCCUGAUGACCUUGCCAACGUGAUCAGGCGACUGUGGGGCGACAACGGCAUACAGAGUUGCUUUACGCGGUCGCGAGAGUACCAGCUCAAUGACUCUGCUGCAUAUUACCUGAAUGACCUGGAGAGGAUAGCUAAAGCAGAUUACAUCCCCUCCCAGCAGGAUGUACUGCGAACUCGGGUCAAGACCACUGGCAUAGUGGAGACUCACUUCACCUUCAAGGAACUGCACUUCAAAAUGUUUGAUGUUGGAGGACAACGCUCAGAGAGAAAGAAGUGGAUCCACUGUUUUGAAGGAGUCACAGCCAUUAUUUUUUGUGUUGCACUGAGUGCUUAUGAUCUGGUGCUGGCUGAGGAUGAGGAGAUGAACCGAAUGCAUGAGAGCAUGAAGCUGUUUGACUCCAUCUGCAACAACAAGUGGUUCACUGAGACCUCCAUCAUCCUCUUCCUCAACAAGAAGGAUCUCUUUGAGGAGAAGAUCACUCGCAGCCCCCUCACCAUCUGCUACCCAGAAUACACAGGAGCCAACAAGUUUGAUGAGGCAGCCAGUUACAUUCAGACCAAGUUUGAAGACCUGAACAAGAAAAAGGACACAAAGGAGAUCUACACCCACUUCACCUGUGCCACUGACACCAAGAAUGUGCAGUUUGUCUUUGACGCAGUCACCGAUGUCAUUAUUAAGAACAACCUGAAAGACUGUGGUCUUUUCUAAAGGACAAUGCCCGACGCACACAGACUGCAUGAGAGACUGCAACUGCCAUGUAAUGAUUAUUGAUUUUCAUAAUGAAAACCCUAACUGACUUGAUUCCUAGAGGGGAAACCUUAAAGAACUUCAACAAUCAAUGAUUUGCAACCAUCACAUUCUCUGUCAAUUGUGUUAUUAUGUUUUUUAUAUAUAUUUCUUACUGCUCUGGAUCAGGGGUUCUCAUACUAUUCAUACUGAACGCCUGUAAAUAGAUCUUUGAACAAGGACCCCCUUAUUGGACAAUAAUCGCUAAUAUUCAAGGGAACUUACCUGAGAAUUGUUGUUUUUAAAUUACAUUUGUAACUAUAAAUUAUAUUAUCUGACUGGCUUAAGUAGAAAAUAAUUGUUGGAAGAGUAAAACCAAUAAUAAUAAUCUAUUAUCUCAUUGUGUCACAUGGAAAAGUAUUUUUCAUCCUUAGUAGGCAUUCAAGGACCAGUUUGAGAACCACUUGUUAAAACAUUAGUUAAUAAAAGAAAAAGUCACAUUUUUUUGUA